Molecule: messenger RNA, 1060 nt
Organism: Drosophila grimshawi
Lineage: Eukaryota; Metazoa; Arthropoda; Insecta; Diptera; Drosophilidae
Product: ficolin-1
Exons: 3
Coding region: 111-968 (285 amino acids)
Source: RefSeq, a predicted model, not a curated record
GAAUAAACUGUUUAGCUGCCUAUAAGUCAGCAGUUAGCGGCUCGGGUUCUUCAGUCUUGUGUGAUCUGUGACAAUAUCAACAAGUUAUAUAGAUAUUAUUUAAUGCAAAAAUGUUAUAUAAAAAGAUUUGCACUUUAUUCUUAGUCCAUGUAUUUGUGCUAAAUUGUGCUAAUGUGAAAAAUGUGAUAUCCAGUCAGCAAUCACAGCUCGACGAGAUUAGAGCACAACUGAGUCUUCAGACCCAACUGCAAGCCGAGAUGAUAAAUAAUCUAUAUGAGUUGAAUAGACAAUUGGCUUUGUUGCCAACCUUGGUGUCUACUCCCAGCAACUGUGAGACGGCGGCUUUGGGUACUCGUAGUGGCAUUCAUCAGAUCCUCGUUCCCGGUUACAGUCGGCACUGGUUUGACGUUAGUUGUGACGAGGACACACAGGGCGGGGGCUGGACAACGGUGUUGAAUCGUCAAGAUGGCACUGUGGACUUCUAUCUCUUCUGGAAUGACUACAAAAACGGCUUUGGCAAUUUAAAUGGGGAGUUCUUCAUAGGACUCGAGAUACUACAUUUCAUGACCAAAGCUGGGGAUCAAGAAUUACUCAUAAUCAUGGAGAAUGAUAAAGCAGAAAAAAGGUUUGCAAAGUACGAUCGAUUUAUAAUCGGAGGUGAAAAGGAAGCGUACAAGCUGAUCAAGUUGGGCAAAUACUCCGGAAAUGCAGGCGAUUCCUUGCAAAGUCAUGUGGGUCAAAAGUUCACCACACGGGAUUAUGACAACGAUAAAUAUAAAGGCAACUGUGCUCAAAACUAUACGGGCGCAUGGUGGUACAACAAUUGCCUUGACAGCAAUCUGAUGGGAAGAUAUAAUGAUAACAAUUAUGGCAAAGGCAUUAUUUGGUACUCCUUUACGGGAAACAGAACCUCACUAAAACGGGCCCAGAUGAUGAUAAGGCCGAGAAGGGAUGGAUCAAGUAGCUGAAUACCUUUGAGUAUAUAUUUUUGUUUUGGUUAAUCUACACAAAGAGAAAGUACAUUUCAAUCAAUAAUAUAUUCUCGAUUCCAGUAUCAAAA